This is a messenger RNA of Acinonyx jubatus (cheetah), 1055 nucleotides long. Its product is annotated as olfactory receptor 52M1-like. Gene Ontology annotation, biological process: G protein-coupled receptor signaling pathway. The record is from RefSeq and is a predicted model, not a curated record. Gene Ontology annotation, molecular function: olfactory receptor activity; G protein-coupled receptor activity. NCBI's taxonomy places the organism in Eukaryota, Metazoa, Chordata, Mammalia, Carnivora, Felidae. The coding region runs from base 102 to 1055 and encodes 317 amino acids. The transcript has a single exon. Gene Ontology annotation, cellular component: membrane.
AAGAAUCUAGUAGUCUACAGUUUCCAGAGACAAUGUCUCUCAUAAGAAUAGAAGUCUAAAACUAAGAGCUACUAUCUCCUGGAUAUUCCACUCCCUGAAACAUGUUCAUAUCUAACAAUGCCUGCUUGGUGCCUAGUUCUUUCUGGCUUACUGGAAUUCCAGGGCUGGAGUCCCUGCACAUCUGGCUUUCUAUUCCCUUCAGCUCUAUGUACCUGGUGGCUGUGGUGGGGAAUGUGACCAUCCUGGCGGUGAUAAAGAUGGAACGCAGCCUGCACCAACCCAUGUACUUCUUCCUAUGCAUGUUGGCUGUCAUUGACUUGGUCCUGUCAACCUCUACCAUGCCCAAACUGCUAGCUAUCUUCUGGUUUGGUGCCUGCAACAUUGACCUGGAUGCCUGCUUGACUCAGAUGUUCUUCAUCCACUGCUUUGCCACUGUUGAGUCAGGCAUCUUCCUUGCCAUGGCUUUUGAUCGCUAUGUCGCUAUUUGUGACCCAUUACACCACACCUCAGUGCUCACUCAUGCAGUGGUGGGUCGUUUGGGCCUGGCUGCCCUCCUCCGUGGAGUACUCUACAUUGGACCCCUACCUCUGAUGAUUCGCCUGAGGCUGCCCCUUUACCGGACCCAAAUCAUUGCCCAUUCCUAUUGUGAGCACAUGGCUGUAGUCACCAUGGCAUGUGGUGACACAACAGUCAACAACUUUUAUGGAAUGGGAAUUGGCUUCCUGGUAUUGAUCUUGGAUUCAUUAGCCAUCACUGUCUCCUAUGUGAUGAUUUUCAAGGCUGUAAUGGGAUUGGGCACCCCUGAGGCUAGGCUUAAAACCCUAGGGACAUGUAGUUCUCAUAUUUGUGCAAUUCUUGUCUUCUAUAUCCCCAUUGCUGUUUCUUCUCUCACUCACCGCUUUGGACAUGAUGUGCCUCCCCAUAUCCAUAUCCUUUUGGCCAACUUUUACCUCCUCAUCCCACCCAUCCUCAACCCAGUUGUCUAUGCUGUCCGUACCAAACAGAUUCGAGAGAGAUUUCUCCACAUCCUUAAGGCAGAGUCUCAACCCAAGUGA